Molecule: messenger RNA, 1772 nt
Organism: Meleagris gallopavo (turkey)
Lineage: Eukaryota; Metazoa; Chordata; Aves; Galliformes; Phasianidae
Source: RefSeq, a predicted model, not a curated record
GUCAGCCCAUUCUCCUCCCUGCUGUGAGAGCUGAGGUGCUGCCUGCAGCCCUAUGGCACCCAGUUCUGCCCACACGUUGCAGCAGGGUGGGCUGCUAGGGGCAGCUGGGGGUCUCCAUAAUCGUGUCCCUGGUCCCCACUGUCUGUACAGCAGUGGGGAGAGUUGGGCCGGUGGAUUUAAAGUGCGCCUGCAAGACUGACACUCUGUCCUCCCAAAGGAUCAUCUUCUCUACCCCAUUUGCUGUCAUCUCCUACUUCCUCAUCUGGUUCGUCCCAGACAUCUCCAGAGGCCAAGUGAUGUGGUAUCUCAUCUUCUACUGCAUCUUCCAGACCCUUGUGACGUGCUUCCAUGUGCCCUACUCCGCGCUGACCAUGUUCAUCAGCAGGGAGCAGAGCGAGCGGGACUCAGCCACUGCCUACCGUAUGACGGUUGAGGUGCUGGGCACCGUGCUGGGCACCGCCAUCCAGGGCCAGAUCGUGGGCAAGGCAGUUACCCCCUGCAUCGAGAACCCCCCCUUCCUGAGUGAGAACAACUUCUCAGCAGCCAUAAGGAAUGUGAACAUGACCCACUACAGCGGCUCGCUGGCAGACACGAGAAAUGCCUACAUGGUCGCAGCGGGAGUCAUCGGGGGGCUCUACAUCCUCUGUGCUGUCAUCCUAUCAGUGGGCGUGCGGGAGAAGAGAGAGUCCUCUGAGCUGCAGUCAGAUGAGCCCGUCUCCUUCUUCCGAGGGCUGAAGCUGGUGAUGAACCACGGUGCCUACAUCAAGCUCAUCACCGGCUUCCUCUUCACUUCACUGGCCUUCAUGCUCCUAGAGGGCAAUUUCGCCCUUUUCUGCACCUACACCUUGGGCUUCCGCAACGAGUUCCAGAACAUCCUCCUGGCCAUCAUGCUGUCGGCCACCCUGACCAUCCCCUUCUGGCAGUGGUUCCUCACCCGCUUUGGGAAGAAGACCGCUGUCUACGUGGGCAUCUCGUCCGCUGUCCCCUUCCUCAUCGUGGUGGUUGUCCUGGACAGUAACCUCGUCAUCACCUACAUCGUGGCGGUGGCGGCAGGGAUCAGCGUGGCAGCUGCCUUCCUCCUGCCCUGGUCCAUGCUGCCGGACGUCAUAGAUGACUUCAGGCUGCAGCACCCCGAGUCCCGCGGCCACGAAGCCAUCUUCUUCUCCUUCUACGUCUUCUUUACCAAGUUCACCUCUGGGGUAUCCCUGGGCAUCUCCACGCUCAGCCUGGACUUUGCGGGGUACCAAACGCGGGGCUGCUCCCAGCCCAGCGAGGUGAACGUCACCCUGAAGCUGCUGGUGUCGGCCGUGCCUGUGGGGCUGAUCCUGCUGGGCCUGCUGCUCUUCAAGCUGUACCCCAUCGACGAGGAGAAGCGCAGGGAGAACAAGAAGGCCCUGCAGGACCUGAGGGAGGAGAGCAACAGCAGCUCGGAGUCGGACUCCACAGAGCUGGCCAACAUCGUGUGACGCGCGGUGGGGCCAGGGGCCGCGGGCUGCCCGUAGUGUACAUUACACAGAUGGAGCCGCGCAGCCGAAGCUGCCGUUCCCGGCUCCGGGCGGAGCACAGCCCCCUCCCACGGCGGGCCGGGCCGUGGGCAGCGAACGUUGAUUGCACUGUGACCGUGCCACGGGCAGCUCGGCGCUGCGCUCCGUACAUACGACACUAAGUCAGGGAGCUGUUUGUUUUGUUGGGUUUUUUAUAUAGAUGAUUAACUUAAUGAUGUAAAUAUUAAACUUUGCUAUUUGUAUAUAAUGAACUGGGACUGAAUUUGA